AUGGCUGACAAGUUUCUCAGCCCCAACCCCCCACAUGCGGACUCCCGUUCGCGGGCCACGAGUGAUGCCGAUACCAUUGCUCCGGAUGGGUCCAACCCGUUUCUCACGCCGUCCGGCACAACCGCUACGCCUAGUACUGCUGGUGCGAGCCUCGACCUAGAAGACGUUGAAUCGUCUUUGAGGCCCGACCCUGGCACGAAACGCGACUUUCACGUGGACAACAACCCAUUUGCCUUUUCCCCUGGGCAACUCAACAAACUGCUGAACCCCAAGUCAAUUUCAGCACUCAGAGCGCUCGGCGGGCUCCGAGGCAUUGCUCGUGGCGUUCAGACCGACGUACGAAGCGGCCUCAGCGUUGACGAAGCAGGCGUCAGAUCCAGAAUCAGCUUCAAUGAAGCAGUCGACAGCCACGACGACAGCAAACCGGCUUCGCCAUCAACCGAGAAGCAUGUACCGUCUUCUGGGGCACCAUUCGUGGAUCGUACUCGCGUUUAUGGUCGCAAUGUACUGCCGCCAAAGAAGCCCAAGUCAAUCUGGAAGCUGAUGUGGAUUGCGUUCAACGAAACGGUACUUAUCCUCUUGACGGUUGCCGGAGUCAUCUCUUUGGCACUCGGACUAUACGAGACCCUCGGCGUGGAAAGGCCUGCAGGCGCACCGGCUUCCGUCGAUUGGGUUGAAGGCGUCGCUAUCUGCGCUGCGGUCAUCAUCGUCGUCCUCGUCGGAUCCCACAACGACUGGCAGAAGGAGAAGGCAUUCGUCAGGCUGAAUACCAAGAAGGAUGACCGUCAAGUCAAGGUCAUUCGCUCCGGAAAAUCAGUCAUGAUCAACGUCAACGAGAUCCUUGUGGGCGAGGUGCUCCAUUUGGAGCCUGGCGAUAUGGUUCCCGCUGAUGGCAUACUCAUUGAAGGACACGAAGUCAAGUGCGACGAAUCUUCGGCUAGUGGCGAAUCCGAUGUUCUGAAGAAGACUGCUGGCGAUCAAGUUAUGAAGCUUCUGGACUCAAAACACAACAAUCAUGACGACCUGGACCCCUUUAUUAUCUCAGGAUCCAAGGUUCUUGAAGGCAUGGGAACCUACGUUUGCACCUCCGUUGGUGUCCACAGCAGCUUCGGCAAGAUCAUGAUGUCCGUACGAUACGAUAUCGAAGCCACACCUCUCCAGAAAAAGCUCGAGCGGCUUGCUAUCGCCAUCGCCAAGCUCGGUGGAGGUGCAUCGGCUCUGAUGUUCUUCAUUUUGCUUUUCAGAUUCGUUGCCAGUCUCCCUGGUGAUGACAGAUCGCCCGCCGACAAGGCAUCAACCUUCAUGGACUUGCUUGUCGUGGCCAUUGCUAUCAUUGCUGUUGCAGUACCUGAAGGCUUGCCGCUGGCCGUCACCCUUGCCCUCGCGUUCGCUACCACGAAGCUGCUGAAGGAGAACAACCUCGUUCGCGUUCUUCGAUCUUGCGAAACCAUGGGUAACGCAACAACCAUCUGCUCGGAUAAAACAGGCACUCUGACAACAAACAAGAUGAAGGUUGUGGCUGGCACCUUCUCCACCACCAGCUUCACAGCUCUGGCUCAGUCCGACAACGAGAAGACCUCGGGGACCCCUCAUGUAACUGUAUGGGCUGCUGGCUUACCUACAGGAACCAAAGAACUCAUCGUUCAGUCGGUUGCCGUAAAUUCCACAGCCUUUGAGGGCCAAGAGGAUGGCCAGGCAACUUUCAUCGGAUCCAAGACCGAGACAGCCUUUCUCCAAUUGGCGAAGGAUCACCUGGGUCUUCAAUCACUUGCUGAAGCCCGCGCCAACGAGCAAGUCGUGCAGAUGCUUCCCUUCGAUUCCGGAAGGAAAUGUAUGGCCGCAGUGAUCAGACUUCGUGACGCCUCGAAGGGAUAUCGUGUACUGGUCAAGGGUGCCUCCGAGAUUAUGCUUCAGUACUGUUCGUCCAAAACUCAUCUGGAGACUUUGACCGAGGAGCCCAUAACGGUCACUGAGAGAAAGUCACUCGAAUCAACCAUCAACGAAUACGCUCGCCGGUCCCUCCGGACCAUUGGCAUCGUGUACAAGGACUACCCCCAGUGGCCGCCUGUAAAUAUGCCUUCAGAAGAUGGACACGUCAAGCUCGAGGCCCUGCUGGCACCAUCUGACCUGGUAUUCCUAGGCAUUGUCGGAAUUCAAGAUCCCGUCCGAGAAGGUGUUCCCGAGGCGGUCAGGCUUGCGCAGCAUGCUGGUGUCACUGUCCGCAUGGUUACUGGCGACAACAUUGUCACCGCUCAAGCUAUCGCGACCGAGUGCGGUAUCUUCACGGGCUCUCAAGGGGUGAUCAUGGAAGGACCGGCUUUUAGGAAGCUUUCCGACGAGGACAUGAACAAUAUCCUUCCUAAGCUACAGGUAUUGGCUCGUUCAUCUCCUGAAGACAAGCGGAUUCUCGUAACGAGGUUGAAGGCGCUCGGGGAGACGGUCGCUGUCACAGGUGACGGUACGAACGAUGCCCCGGCCCUGAAGGCUGCAGAUGUUGGCUUUUCUAUGGGUAUCUCGGGUACUGAAGUCGCCAAGGAGGCCUCCGCGAUUGUGCUUAUGGACGAUAACUUCGCUUCAAUCGUGACUGCACUCAAGUGGGGUCGUGCAGUCAACGAUGCCGUUCAAAAGUUUCUCCAAUUUCAAAUUACCGUCAACAUCACUGCCGUCCUACUGGCAUUCAUCACAGCCAUGUAUGACCCUCACAUGGAGCCGGUGCUGAAGGCUGUUCAACUGCUUUGGGUCAAUCUUAUCAUGGACACUUUUGCCGCGCUGGCACUUGCAACGGAUCCUCCGACGGACAAGAUUCUUGACCGACCUCCUCAAAGAAAAGAUGCUCCCUUGAUUACAAUCAAUAUGUGGAAGAUGAUCAUUGGACAAGCUAUUUUCCAACUUACCAUUACACUCACACUUUACUUCGCUGGCCCCGAGAUCCUCAACUUUGACAGAAACAGCGAGGAUCAAAUGCUGCAACUCGAUACAGUCAUUUUCAACACAUUUGUUUGGAUGCAGAUCUUCAACGAAUUCAACAAUCGGCGACUUGAUAAUAAGUUCAACGUUCUCGAGGGCGUGCACCGCAACCAGUUCUUCAUCUUCAUCAACCUCUUGAUGGUCGGUCUCCAAGUUGGAAUCGUGUUCAUCGGCGGUCGCGUCUUCGAGAUUAAGGAAGGUGGCCUCGAUGGAACUCAGUGGGCAAUCUCCAUCGUGAUUGCGCUCAUGUCUUUGCCCUGGGGUGUGCUGGUCCGUAUCUUCCCAGAUAUAUGGUUCGAAAGGGUUGCUGUUUUCGUCGGAAAGCCUUUUGUGCUGGUGUACAGAUUCCUUGGGAAGAUGUUCGCUCCUGUUGGCCGGUUUACCAAGCGAAAGCGACGAGAGACUACCGCGGCAGACGAGGAAGUACCCGCUACGGUUGUGAUCGCUCCCCCUGAAGAAAAGGGUCAAUAG
Colletotrichum phormii is the source of this 3438-nucleotide messenger RNA. RefSeq names its product calcium-translocating P-type ATPase. NCBI's taxonomy places the organism in Eukaryota, Fungi, Ascomycota, Sordariomycetes, Glomerellales, Glomerellaceae. Gene Ontology annotation, cellular component: plasma membrane; intracellular membrane-bounded organelle. Gene Ontology annotation, biological process: intracellular calcium ion homeostasis; calcium ion transmembrane transport. The transcript has 5 exons. The record is from RefSeq and is a predicted model, not a curated record. Bases 1 to 3438 code for a protein of 1145 amino acids. Gene Ontology annotation, molecular function: ATP hydrolysis activity; ATP binding; P-type calcium transporter activity.